Molecule: messenger RNA, 2052 nt
Organism: Cryptomeria japonica (Japanese cedar)
Lineage: Eukaryota; Viridiplantae; Streptophyta; Pinopsida; Cupressales; Cupressaceae
Product: PI-PLC X domain-containing protein At5g67130
Exons: 8
Coding region: 396-1652 (418 amino acids)
Biological process (GO): lipid metabolic process
Molecular function (GO): phosphoric diester hydrolase activity
Source: RefSeq, a predicted model, not a curated record
ACACUAAUCACGUUUCCUUAAGAUUCCCGUCUCAAAUAAAACUCAAUUUGAGGAAAGUUCAAAUUGUAACCGUGUGGGACUCUCUGUUCUACCUACCUAGCAAGUCACUGCACAUAAAAAUUACAGUAAUUAAGAGAACUCUGUGUCAGAUGAUUUGCUAGAAUCUUUCCCUACAAGCUCACAAGUUUAACGGCUGAAUACGCGAUUAAGAGAGAAUAAUUUGAUGGCCUAAUCAAUUUUUAGCAGGCGUUUGGUAAUGACUCUUUCGUUGGUAUAUGCCUUUUUAAUGAAUUGGGUGUUGGCAACAAAAUAGUUGGUGAAAAUGUUCUAUCAGAUCUAAUCGAUCUGACGACACAUGCAUACACCAUCAUUUUAACCGCAGGGAACCGUGCAAAAUGGGGAUACAGAGCAUGAUUCUUGUGAGCAUAUUGGGAGUGCUGUUUUUAGCAGUAGGCUCUAAUGGGGCUUGUUCCCAGGGUAGCUGCCUGGUUCAUGAUAUUUGUGCCAAAGAUAGUGACUGCGAAGAUGGGCUUAAAUGCUUAUCUUGCAGUUCUGUGGGUGACAUGAAUUAUAGAUGCACUAGGUUUAAUGUCACAGACCCUGUCUCUAAGGUGGGCGGCUUGCCUUUCAACAGAUAUUCAUGGCUCACAACCCACAAUUCCUAUGCAAUUGUUGGAGAGAGGUCCUACACGGGUACCGCUCGCUUCACAUUCUACAACCAAGACGAUAGCGUGACUAGUCAGCUGAAUAAUGGUGUGAGGGGACUUAUGUUGGACAUGUACGAUUUCGAGAAUGAUAUCUGGCUUUGCCAUUCCUUUGGAGGUACCUGCCUCAACAUCACAGCUUUUAUGCCUGCCAUCAAUACAUUGAAAGAGAUCACAGCAUUUCUGGCAGCCAAUCCAUCUGAAAUCAUUACAAUAUUCAUUGAAGACUAUGUCAAAUCAUCCAAAGGCCUAACCAAAGUCUUCACUACAGCUGGACUCAUGAAAUACUGGUUUCCGGUCUCAAGAAUGCCCCAAAAUGGUGGAGACUGGCCUACUGUGGACGACAUGGUUGCCAAAAACCAGCGCCUUAUUGUUUUCACCUCUCAAUCAUCUAAAGAGGCCUCUGAAGGAAUUGCUUACCAAUGGAAAUAUGUAGUUGAGAAUCAAUAUGGUGAUGCUGGUUUACCAAAUGGAAGCUGCACAAACCGAGCUGAAUCAAAAAAUUUGACUUCAACAAGCCAGUCCCUUUUCUUGGAGAAUUUCUUCCCUACUAAUCCCAGCGUACCAGUAGCCUGCACUGUCAAUUCUGACCGGCUUUCAAACAUACUGAGUGUGUGUUAUGAGAAUGCAGGCAAAAGAUGGGCUAACUUCCUAGCAGUAGAUUACUACAAGAAAAGCUACGGGGGAGGUGCAUUUCAAGCUGUGGAUAAGCUGAAUGGACAACUGACCUGUGGUUGCAGUGAUGUUACAGAAUGCCAGGCAAAUGGAACGUUUGGAGUAUGCAAGACAUCAAGUAAUAAUAAAUCAAACACAGAAGGGAGUUCAACUAGUGUUACCUCUGGUCAAUCUGGAACAGAUGCCUCUGCGGCUUCUUAUGUUGAAAGCUUCAUUCCGCUCACUGUGCUGCUCUUCUUGCUACACCUGAUGCAUCUUGCCUAUACUCUCUAGGCAUAAAAGUGGUGGGAUUUUUGUGUGAAUUAAAUAUGAAUCCAAAUGCUCACCCAUCAUGAAUUUCGACACCUUAAGCCUUAUUUUGCACUUCAGUAUUGUAUACAGGCAAAUUGCUACUUUUCGGUUCCAUCUACGAACUAGGACAUACAUCAGUUCAAUCCUGAGUACGAUUGGAAUUAUUCUACAGACCUUGUCAGCAUUGGGAAGUUCUCAACUUAAGGAAUUGAUCGACAAGUUGUGUUAUCUUUGGUGAUCACAUGAUUUGCAUGUUGCUCGUAUUGUACCCAUUUUUUUAACAGAAUAAAUAAUUUGUUGAUUUGUAGGUUGUUGAAGGCAGUAAAACUAUUUCACAAGUUUGUACUUAACUUCCAAUAAAUGAAUUUGAAUUCAAAUCUAA